Temnothorax curvispinosus is the source of this 1295-nucleotide messenger RNA. RefSeq names its product protein RER1. The transcript is spliced from 6 exons. Gene Ontology annotation, cellular component: Golgi membrane. Lineage: Eukaryota; Metazoa; Arthropoda; Insecta; Hymenoptera; Formicidae. The record is from RefSeq and is a predicted model, not a curated record. Bases 16 to 612 code for a protein of 198 amino acids. Gene Ontology annotation, biological process: retrograde vesicle-mediated transport, Golgi to endoplasmic reticulum; protein retention in ER lumen.
ACCAUUUGUACAUAUAUGUGUAACAAGCGAGAGAAAAUGAUGCAGGAUGAAGAUUUGGGUGGUCCAGUGAGAAAAAAUGUUUUCAGUCAAGGGAUAAUAAGAAUAUCACAGAUAUAUCAAAGAUACCUAGAUCUAUGGACUCCUCAUGUAAUAUCACGAUGGACAUUUGCUUUAUUCCUAUUAGUACUUUUUAUUCUACGUGUAUUUAUCUCUCAAGGGUGGUAUAUCGUCACGUACGCUCUAGGAAUUUAUCACCUCAAUUUAUUCAUAGCAUUCCUUACUCCAAAAAUUGAUCCUGCCAUGGAUUUUGAUGAUGCAGAAGGACCAGAGUUACCUACAAGAUCAAACGAGGAGUUCAGGCCGUUUAUUAGAAGAUUACCUGAAUUUAAAUUUUGGUACUCAGUAACAAAAUCUACGAUAAUUGCCAUGAUAUCCACCUUAUUCGAUUGCUUUAACAUACCAGUAUUCUGGCCGAUACUUGUUAUGUAUUUCAUAACACUGUUCUGUAUCACAAUGAAGCGGCAAAUAAAGCAUAUGAUCAAGUAUAGGUAUCUGCCUUUCACUCAUGGCAAACCAAAAUAUCAGAACCAUGAAGACACCUCGCGCGGUUGAUAUCGCCAAAAUGAAUAGAAGUAAAGAAUAUAUUGUGCCUGUACAGGAGGAGGGGAGAGGCGUCGUAAGCGUGUAGAUUUUAAUUUCUCCCAGUACAGGAUAAGGCGUACUAGAAAGAAAAGAAACCGACAAAAAUUUUUUUUUAUGCCAUUAAAGGGAAAGGAUAUUGCCUUGUACGAGAAAGAAUCAAGUCCUCGCCGAGGACUUGUAACUCUAAAUUAUACAAUGUACGGUAUAUAAACUGGAUUAUCUUAAUAUAUUUGUAUCAUAAAACUUGUACAAAAUAUUGUUAGCUCUUAUCUCAUUAAAAGAAAUGAGGAAAAAAAAUAUGGUCACAUCCGAUAUCGCGAAUGCAGUUGUCACGUUAGCAGACAUGUGUAAGAAUUUCUUAAUAUAGUUAAUGAGUGCUUUCCAUUUACUUUUUGUAUCGCUGUGGUGCCUCGCCUUUUCUCUCGAUAUCUCAAAUUGAUUAAUUUUGCAUAGGCACGAAACUAAAAGAUAGAAAGAAGAAAGCAAACGUAAAUCAAUAUCUAUUUUCUAACGUACAUGAAAUAUUGUCUUUAGAGUGUAUUUAUAUGUAUGCAAAUAUAUCUGGAAUAUAUAUAAUUGAAAUCACAAACCAAUUUAUUAUGUUAUCAAAUCACGUGUUAUAUUGCUGUUACAAAUUAAAUGAAAACAACGUA